Messenger RNA from Phytophthora nicotianae INRA-310, 3551 nucleotides. RefSeq lists its product as hypothetical. Gene Ontology annotation, molecular function: protein binding. The record is from RefSeq and is a predicted model, not a curated record. The coding region runs from base 1 to 3393 and encodes 1130 amino acids. The transcript has a single exon. NCBI's taxonomy places the organism in Eukaryota, Oomycota, Peronosporomycetes, Peronosporales, Peronosporaceae.
AUGAAGCAGCCACGCCGCGAAGAUGCGCUGUCCGUCCUUACACCACUCAAGCGCUCACGACUGAUGCAGAUGCCCCGCGAGAUCCACCUGCUCCCCAAGGUCACAAAGCUAAUCGCCGAGUUCGCCAUGACAACCUCGGAAGCCGCGCGAGAGGCAGCAGCAACCAAUCAAACGCAGUGGCUCGAGGAGCUCUUGACGCUACCGGAAUUUCGUGAUAGAAUGGACGAAACGGCUCAAAACCUCACGGAAAUCGCUGCAAUCCAUGGCCAUUCCGACGUUUUAGUGACAGUCUACAAAUGGUGGGACCGUCUAAGCGCGAGACAAAAGCGACGAGUUGGCUGCGGUCGUGCACAUUUAUUGGCACUUGAGAAUGGCAACUUCGAUGCCUUUGUGGGGCUCCAGUGUCUUUACAAUGAGUGGGAUAUGGGUGAGGGGCUAAAAAGUGCUUUGGAAAAUGGGCAGCAAACGGUUGUGGACACAAUUUGCAAGAAUCUGCCACACUCAAAGACGUUGGCGUGGGGCUCUACACUCGGUCGAAAAGUAGUGAUCGAUCUUGUGUUAAGACAACCAAAGUUUGACAUUAAGAAGCGGAGAAAGAGUGUGUAUCGUGCGAUGGCAAUGGCAGCACACAAUGGUCAUUUUGUGAUUGUCAAGUUUUUCAACGAAAAUUAUGGAAACGAGUUGUUUCUCGAAGAUGAGAUCAAAAGUGACGGAAUUGAAGAGAAAGAAAAGGACGGAAACCGGAAUGGAGAAGAAGAAUCUAACGAUGGUGACGACGAUGAUGACGAUGAUGAUAGUGAUGAGGAGGUUUCUGAUAAUGACUGUCCGCUAGCCUCUGCAGUCAAAGCUGGUCACCUUGAUAUUGCCAAAUAUUUGUAUACCAAUAACGGCUACAAGUCUUCUUCGCUGGAAAAAGUAUUAGUUGGUGCAGCCAGCUGCGGUCCUUUGGAGCUUGUCAAGCUCUUCUAUGACGAUGGAAAAUAUGAUUCUUUGUCACCGUUUGGAAGUGCAUUCGAGUUUGCUGCAGGUGGUGGUCAAGUUGAGAUCAUGACGUUCUUUCGUUCGAAAGAAGAGUUUGAUGCUGGUAGUUUCGAUGACGCAUUUGUGAUGGCUGCAACUUUUGGCAAAGUGGACGCGAUUAAGUAUCUGUACUCUGUCGAAGAGUAUAAACCUUCGAGAUCUUCGGUAGGUAGCGCGCUGGAACAUGCAGCUAGUGAGGGAUACGCCGAAGUGGUCGAACUUUUGAUUGUCAAAGAAAAACUUUCUCCCGAACUGGUCAUGAAGGCUUUCAAAGCGGCCGCCAUAAACAUGGGCCCCUCCUUCAAAGUUGCUCGCGACCAAGCUGGAGUUCUCGAGUGUUUGUUUGCCACGGGAUAUAUCACUCCCAGCUUCAUCAAGAGUCUAUUUGAGAACGCCGCUCGUCGAAGUAGCUUGGAUGUCGUUGAGUUUUUGUAUGCGAAAGGUGCGAUUCCGCCGGGUAUGGCUAACACAGCAUUUGGAUUAGCAAUCCGAGAAAAUGGAGGCGAUGUCGUGGCGUUUCUAGCCAAGACUGGAGCCGUUCCGGCAACGAUGUUUGAGGGCGACUUGGGCUGCGCUGUUGUUGACAGUGAUGUGUAUACUAUUGCUAGCCUCUACAACAAUGGAUGUAUUUCGCGAGAGUUAUUGAAACGAGUGUCACAAGGCGAAAGGCAUGGUCAUAUUCGGGUCGAGCGGUUUUUCAGGCAGCAUCUAAGGCGCUCGUGUCCUCAAAUCACAGUGACGAACCACAACGAAAGCAGCGCAGACGAAAUUGACAAUGACGCCUAUGAUUUCCAUCAACUCAAGUGUCUUGACACAGAAUUGCUACCCCAGACUAUUCGAUCACUUCCUCACGUGAUGAAAUUGGUCGAUUUGUUCUGCAUGUCGGUGGACACGGCCAUGUUGGAGGCGGCAGCUACGGGCGAAAUUGAAUGGUUGAAAAUACUAAUGCCGCGAUUUGUAGGCAAUAUAGAAGACAUGGUCUACAAACUCACGGAUCUUGCUGCUACGUAUGGCCAUACUGAUGUGAUCAGAGCUGUCCAUACCUGGUGGAAAUCUUCUGGGGAGAGUGGUAAUAUAAGUUGUGCUCGCGCAAAAUUAAUCGCGGCAGAUCUAGGCCGUUUGGAGGCAAUGAAGUGUCUGCUUGAGCUGUACAGGAUUGACACUCUAGAUCCGCUCAAACGAGCCUUGGACCAUGGGCACCAUGACAUUGUCGAGGUGAUUUGCAAGGAAAUGGAUCCUGAAUUGUCCCUGCCGUGGGCCGCACAGCACCGUGAGCUUGAAGCAAUCAAGCAAAUAUACCAUCAUCGCCGCGACGCGGACAUGUGGGAGUUCUUGCAGGCAGUGAUGGCUGCAAUCUCAAGCGGUAACUUUGAAAUCGUCAAAUUCUUGAACGAGACGUGUGGUGAGGACCUGUAUCAACGGGGUACCAACCAUAAGGAUUGUUGCCCACUGACAAGAGCGAUCGAGUGUGGCCAUGUGGAAUUGGUGAAGUAUCUAUACGCAAACGGAUACAAGGCCACUUCAUUUGAAAUAGCCUUCUCGGCUGCGGUGAGCUAUGGACCAUUAGAGCUCGUAGAACUCUUCUGCGGUGAUGAGAGGUGCAGUGCUGCAUCGAUAAACCAGGGCUUUGUAGUUGCAGCUGGAGCGGGCCAACUGGCGAAUAUGAAAUGUCUCCAGCUAAAGCAAGAGUUUGAUGAUUCAAUGCUGGCAGAGGCAUUCAAAAGAGCAGCAGGCUGUGGUCAAACUGAAGUCGUCGAGCACCUAUACUCUGAAAGAGAUCAAAUCUCGACCUCAGCGUUCGAGGAAGCAGCGAUUGUCGCAGGUGGUGGUGGGCAUCUCAGUGUGCUGAAGCUGCUGGAUGGCAAGAAUCCCAUUUCUGAUGAGUUGGCGGUGAAAGUCUUUUUGAGUGCAGCUAAGGACAAGGGACUCCGAUGUUCGGAUAUCGACGAUCAAGUCGGGGUAUUGGAGUUCUUGCACGCCAAAGGAUGUAUCGCUUCUGACGUGAUUGUUAAGGUGUUUCCAGAAGCGGCAGGCAGCAGCUCUGUCGAUGUCAUGGAGUUCUUGUAUACUACUGCAUCAAUUCCAUCUUAUGUGGUGGACGAAGCCUUUGAAAAUGCUUCGUACGAUAAUUGCGUCGAGGUAGUGGAGUUUCUAUACAAGACUGGGGGCGUUUUCGCAAAAACGAUCGAAGAGACAUUCAUGGUUUCUGCACGUGAUGAGGACAUGUACUUUGUCGAGUGUCUGUACAACUGCGGAUGCGUUUCACGGGAGUUACUGGAAAAGGCUUCGCAAUCAGCGGAAACAACCAGUCUAUUCCAUUUGUUCUUGAGCCGUACUCGGGACAAUGAGGCGCUGAAGAAAGCGUUUGCGUAGCUGAUGUAGCAGGUGUGAAAAUACAGGCAGAGCUGACGGAGAACGUUGCAAAAGGUUAGAAUUCAAAGCGUUAUAUAUGCAGCGCCGAGGCAGACGAGUUUCGUUGCUCUAGUUCCGACCGGAUCGAUGACCUCCAUAAGUUUACUUGGAAGCAGUGC